Fragaria vesca subsp. vesca is the source of this 2861-nucleotide messenger RNA. Its product is annotated as phosphate transporter PHO1 homolog 3-like. Gene Ontology annotation, biological process: cellular response to phosphate starvation; phosphate ion transport. Gene Ontology annotation, molecular function: inositol hexakisphosphate binding. Bases 123 to 2528 code for a protein of 801 amino acids. The record is from RefSeq and is a predicted model, not a curated record. NCBI's taxonomy places the organism in Eukaryota, Viridiplantae, Streptophyta, Magnoliopsida, Rosales, Rosaceae. The transcript is spliced from 12 exons. Gene Ontology annotation, cellular component: cytoplasm; Golgi apparatus; plasma membrane.
AAAAAUGAAGCUUAUGCAUUAUAUAUAGGCUUUACUUCAACCUGAUCAUUGUCAUUUCUGAUUUGGGUUUUCACUUCAUUUCUAACUUAUUUAGCGCAUUGUAUUGGUCUCUACACCCCAAAAUGAAGUUUGGAAAGGAAUUUGCAGCACAAAUGGUGCCAGAAUGGCAAGAAGCAUACGUGAACUACAACUACCUAAAAUCACUCAUAAAAGAUAUUCAACACUCGAAGCAAAGAGACAAGCCUCCUCCUCCUCCGGCGACCACCACAACGCCCCACCAAAUAAAGCGGAGGCACACAUUGUACAGAGCCUUCAGUGGUCUCACCAGAAGUCGACACCACCAAGAACCCUUUAGUCCAACUACGGACAUCGAAAACCAAACCAUCUUAGUACACCCUGUGAGAUCAGAAGGUUCUAAUCACGAGAGUUACCAGACCACUUUCUUAAUGGCUGCCGAGGAAGGCGGGGUUAUGGAGUUGGAGUAUUUCAGAAGGGUUGAUGAUGAGUUCAACAAAGUUGAGAAGUUCUAUAGGGGAAAAGUUGAAGAGGUCCUGAAGGAAGCUGCUGUGCUUAAUAAGCAAAUGGAUGCUUUGAUCGCUUUUCGGAUUAAGGUGGAGAAUCCUCAGAGGCUGUUUGAUUGGUCCGGCGAGAUUACUCGUCUUGCUUCAGAUGUUGCAACUUCCACAGCUCAGUUGGCUGCUUCAACUCCUAGAGGAGCCAGAGCAAGCAGACGUGCGGCUAUGGCUAUGGAUGUGAUCGAAGAGGGCGGGUCAAGUAGCCAAGGGGAACAUUCCGGUGAAGAUGAUAAAGAUGAGAAAGAGAAAGAAGAACUUGUUGGUAGGAAGGUUAAGGUAGAGAAGCCAGAGAUGUUUAGAGGGUCUAGACCUGCACCACUAGAUGUUCUAAGUCGUGUGACAAUGAAUCAAACCGUUGAGACUCCACGUUCGACUAUUAAAGGCUUCCUCAAUGUGCCUCAGCAGACCGAGCUCAAAUUCAGCAGGGAAAAUCUCAGUAAAGUUGAAGAACAGCUUAAGAGUGCUUUCGUUGUAUUUUACCAGAAACUUAGGCUUCUAAAGAGCUUUGGAUUCUUGAAUACAUUGGCAUUUUCGAAGAUCAUGAAGAAGUAUGAUAAGGUUACUUCAAGAAAUACAUUAAAACCGUACAUGAAGAUGGUAGACAACUCCUACCUUGGCAGCUCUGAUGAGGUUACCAAGCUUAUAGAGAGGGUUGAAAGUGCAUUCAUCAAGCAUUUCUCAAACUCAAAUCGCCGAAAAGGGAUGGCCGUUUUAAGGCCAAAGCCAAAGAUAGAAAGACAUAGGAUAACAUUUUUCAUGGGUUGCUUUGCUGGCUGCACAGUUGCUCUUACAUUAGCCCUGAUUUUGCUAGUACGCGCUCACGAUAUUAUGAAUGAGUCAGGGAGGAAACAGUACAUGGAUACCAUAUUUCCCUUAUACAGCUUGUUCGGGUUUGUUUUUCUACACAUGCUUAUGUAUGCUGGAAACAUAUACUUCUGGAGACGGUACAGAGUCAAUUACUCUUUCAUAUUUGGUUUCAAGCAAGGAACUGAGUUGGGCUACAGAGAGGUUCUCCUUGUUAGUUUUGGUCUGGGAGUGCUAGCACUAGCUGCUGUUCUCUCAAAUCUUGACAUGGAAAUGGACCCCCAAACCAAAGAGUACAAACAAUUAACUGAACUUCUCCCUCUCUUCUUGGUUUUGUUUGUAAUUGUGAUAUUAGUAUGCCCAUUCAACAUCGUCUAUCGCUCAAGUCGCUAUUUCUUCCUUGUUUGUGUAUUUCAUUGUAUCUGUGCUCCUCUAUACAAGGUCACACUGCCAGAUUUCUUCUUGGCUGAUCAGUUAACUAGCCAGGUGCAAGCCAUUAGAAGCUUGCAGUUCUAUAUUUGCUACUAUGGUUGGGGAGAUUAUAAACUCAGAGAAGAUAGUUGCAGAUCAAGCGAUGUAUUCAAGACUUUCAAUUUCAUAGUUGCUUGUAUUCCAUAUUGGUCCCGCCUUCUUCAGUGCCUACGACGCCUGUUUGAAGAGAAGGACCCACACCAAGGUUACAAUGGGCUCAAGUACUUCUUCACAAUAGUAGCUGUCACCAUGAGGACAGCUUACAGUCUUAAUAUGGAUGUGAACUGGAAAAUUCUUGCCGGGAUUUUUUCGAUCAUUGCAGCAUUGUAUGGAACAUAUUGGGAUCUUGUUGUAGACUGGGGACUUCUGCACCGCAACUCAAAGAAUCGCUGGUUGAGAGACAAACUUUUAAUCCCUUACAAUAGUGUAUACUUUGGAGCUAUGGUGUUGAAUGUGUUGCUGAGAUUUGCUUGGUUGCAGACUGUUUUAAAUUUUAAUGUUCCUUUCAUGCAUAAACAAACAAUGUUAGCAGUCGUGGCCAGCUUGGAGAUAAUUCGUCGAGGGAUAUGGAGUUUUUUCAGGUUGGAGAAUGAACAUUUGAACAAUGUUGGCAAGUACAGGGCAUUCAAGUCAGUGCCACUGCCCUUCAACUAUGAUGAAGACCACAAAGAUCUGUAGGCUUGGACUCAUGAAAUCAUUUUGGCCAUUCUGGAAGACAGGAAUAUUUCACCAAAACCAGUGAAGUGUAUAGAAAAGCUAUCAAGCUGCAAAUUUUGUAUCCCCUUCUAUUUUUUGAUUUAUUUAUGCUGGCUGCAUUGUUAUUCUUGGAGGGCCUCAAGUAAUGUGAGACCAGGUGGGAAAGAAAGAAAUAGAAGGCACACCAUGGAUUACCUUGGAAAGAAUCUUCAACAAUGGCUCCCAUGCAUGCAUCCCUUGUCUUUCUCCAGAGGCCAUCCUACUUGAUUUGAAGAUAACUAGGCAACACCACCCGACAAUAAUAUUAAUUUUAUC